AUGAGGGCAGUUGAAGGGCAAGGGUACUUGCCGCCCGGAGCGGCUGCUGAAGCAACCCAUAACGGUUAUUUUAGAAAUAAUGUCGGGGACUACCCAGCUCCAGGUACUUUUUCGUGCUGGCCUAAUGAGUUCGUGCACGGGGCGGAUAUGGCAAAUACAUCGUUUGUUGCAGGUGGAGAAACGCCUGCAUCAGUAAGUACACUAGAAGGCUUCUACGAGACAGGUUCGAUCGCAGCCUCCUACGAAUGCUCUCGCUUCCCAUCUCGGGGAGGAACUGAUCCCUCGUCUACUUCUGACGUCAUGUACUCGGACGACAUUGCGGAUGAGCAGCUGAUGACCGGCUUCGGCCAGGGGCAAAAUUGGAUGCAGCUCACCGAUGAUUCAGCCGGCGUGCACUCAAGUGCCACUCGGACGAGGCCGAUUUCUCCCCCGAGCUUGACGACCUCGAGCGCAGCACAUGGCAUUGCAGGUUCAGAAGGCCACCACGAUAAUGCAGCAGUCCCAACGAUGGGUACCGCAGUGCCUCACGGCAUCAUUCCGCUGGAUCCGCACUGCCAUCCGCCGUUCAUGGACGGUUUGACAAGAGAUUUCAGCGAUCACUAUGAGGAUUGA
Messenger RNA from Besnoitia besnoiti, 612 nucleotides. RefSeq lists its product as uncharacterized. NCBI's taxonomy places the organism in Eukaryota, Apicomplexa, Conoidasida, Eucoccidiorida, Sarcocystidae. The transcript has 3 exons. The coding region runs from base 1 to 612 and encodes 203 amino acids. The record is from RefSeq and is a predicted model, not a curated record.